AUGAAAGAUGAAAAUGUUGAUGCGGCGCUUGAGGGUUUGGUUAAGGUACUCAAGAGGAAGAGGUCAGAGUCUGAGAAGGGUGAUGGGGAUGAAUCUAAUAAGAAGGCGAAGAUAAUCGAAGAGGGAGAGAUGAUAAUAUCGGACGAUGAUGAGACAUAUAUUGAGAAGACAAGUGUACAGUGUUAA
Messenger RNA from Arabis nemorensis, 186 nucleotides. Lineage: Eukaryota; Viridiplantae; Streptophyta; Magnoliopsida; Brassicales; Brassicaceae. The record is from the annotation of a GenBank genome assembly.